UAUUGCACUAGAAGUCAGACUGCAAAGAGUUUCAUUUUAGGGAAGUUCCUCAGUUGUCUUCUAUUUUCUGUUUUCCCAGAAUACCUCUUGUGUCAAGGGAUUUCUUCUGGAUGGAAGAGCAUCGAGUCCUUUAAGAACAGCCUAGAGAAAAGAGCGGAUGCUGAGGACUCAUGCCCUUCCCCCUACCAGCCGCGGAGGACCCAAAGGGAAGCGUCUCUAACGGACCACAAAGAGUACAUGGUGUUUCAAGAGAUGUAUUCCGGAACAUCCUCGAGUCAUGCAGGACCAGCCAAGAGAAAAGAAUACCUCUUGUGUCAAGGGAUUUCUUCUGGAUGGAAGAGCAUCGAGUCCUUUAAGAACAGCCUAGAGAAAAGAGCGGAUGCUGAGGACUCAUGCCCUUCCCCCUACCAGCCGCGGAGGACCCAAAGGGAAGCGUCUCUAACGGACCACAAAGAGUACAUGGUGUUUCAAGAGAUGUAUUCCGGAACAUCCUCGAGUCAUGCAGGACCAGCCAAGAGAAAAGAAUACCUCUUGUGUCAAGGGAUUUCUUCUGGAUGGAAGAGCAUCGAGUCCUUUAAGAACAGCCUAGAGAAAAGAGCGGAUGCUGAGGACUCAUGCCCUUCCCCCUACCAGCCGCGGAGGACCCAAAGGGAAGCGUCUCUAACGGACCACAAAGAGUACAUGGUGUUUCAAGAGAUGUAUUCCGGAACAUCCUCGAGUCAUGCAGGACCAGCCAAGAGAAAAGAAUACCUCUUGUGUCAAGGGAUUUCUUCUGGAUGGAAGAGCAUCGAGUCCUUUAAGAACAGCCUAGAGAAAAGAGCGGAUGCUGAGGACUCAUGCCCUUCCCCCUACCAGCCGCGGAGGACCCAAAGGGAAGCGUCUCUAACGGACCACAAAGAGUACAUGGUGUUUCAAGAGAUGUAUUCCGGAACAUCCUCGAGUCAUGCAGGACCAGCCAAGAGAAAAGAAUACCUCUUGUGUCAAGGGAUUUCUUCUGGAUGGAAGAGCAUCGAGUCCUUUAAGAACAGCCUAGAGAAAAGAGCGGAUGCUGAGGACUCAUGCCCUUCCCCCUACCAGCCGCGGAGGACCCAAAGGGAAGCGUCUCUAACGGACCACAAAGAGUACAUGGUGUUUCAAGAGAUGUAUUCCGGAACAUCCUCGAGUCAUGCAGGACCAGCCAAGAGAAAAGAAUACCUCUUGUGUCAAGGGAUUUCUUCUGGAUGGAAGAGCAUCGAGUCCUUUAAGAACAGCCUAGAGAAAAGAGCGGAUGCUGAGGACUCAUGCCCUUCCCCCUACCAGCCGCGGAGGACCCAAAGGGAAGCGUCUCUAACGGACCACAAAGAGUACAUGGUGUUUCAAGAGAUGUAUUCCGGAACAUCCUCGAGUCAUGCAGGACCAGCCAAGAGAAAAGAAUACCUCUUGUGUCAAGGGAUUUCUUCUGGAUGGAAGAGCAUCGAGUCCUUUAAGAACAGCCUAGAGAAAAGAGCGGAUGCUGAGGACUCAUGCCCUUCCCCCUACCAGCCGCGGAGGACCCAAAGGGAAGCGUCUCUAACGGACCACAAAGAGUACAUGGUGUUUCAAGAGAUGUAUUCCGGAACAUCCUCGAGUCAUGCAGGACCAGCCAAGAGAAAAGAAUACCUCUUGUGUCAAGGGAUUUCUUCUGGAUGGAAGAGCAUCGAGUCCUUUAAGAACAGCCUAGAGAAAAGAGCGGAUGCUGAGGACUCAUGCCCUUCCCCCUACCAGCCGCGGAGGACCCAAAGGGAAGCGUCUCUAACGGACCACAAAGAGUACAUGGUGUUUCAAGAGAUGUAUUCCGGAACAUCCUCGAGUCAUGCAGGACCAGCCAAGAGAAAAGAAUACCUCUUGUGUCAAGGGAUUUCUUCUGGAUGGAAGAGCAUCGAGUCCUUUAAGAACAGCCUAGAGAAAAGAGCGGAUGCUGAGGACUCAUGCCCUUCCCCCUACCAGCCGCGGAGGACCCAAAGGGAAGCGUCUCUAACGGACCACAAAGAGUACAUGGUGUUUCAAGAGAUGUAUUCCGGAACAUCCUCGAGUCAUGCAGGACCAGCCAAGAGAAAAGAAUACCUCUUGUGUCAAGGGAUUUCUUCUGGAUGGAAGAGCAUCGAGUCCUUUAAGAACAGCCUAGAGAAAAGAGCGGAUGCUGAGGACUCAUGCCCUUCCCCCUACCAGCCGCGGAGGACCCAAAGGGAAGCGUCUCUAACGGACCACAAAGAGUACAUGGUGUUUCAAGAGAUGUAUUCCGGAACAUCCUCGAGUCAUGCAGGACCAGCCAAGAGAAAAGAAUACCUCUUGUGUCAAGGGAUUUCUUCUGGAUGGAAGAGCAUCGAGUCCUUUAAGAACAGCCUAGAGAAAAGAGCGGAUGCUGAGGACUCAUGCCCUUCCCCCUACCAGCCGCGGAGGACCCAAAGGGAAGCGUCUCUAACGGACCACAAAGAGUACAUGGUGUUUCAAGAGAUGUAUUCCGGAACAUCCUCGAGUCAUGCAGGACCAGCCAAGAGAAAAGAAUACCUCUUGUGUCAAGGGAUUUCUUCUGGAUGGAAGAGCAUCGAGUCCUUUAAGAACAGCCUAGAGAAAAGAGCGGAUGCUGAGGACUCAUGCCCUUCCCCCUACCAGCCGCGGAGGACCCAAAGGGAAGCGUCUCUAACGGACCACAAAGAGUACAUGGUGUUUCAAGAGAUGUAUUCCGGAACAUCCUCGAGUCAUGCAGGACCAGCCAAGAGAAAAGAAUACCUCUUGUGUCAAGGGAUUUCUUCUGGAUGGAAGAGCAUCGAGUCCUUUAAGAACAGCCUAGAGAAAAGAGCGGAUGCUGAGGACUCAUGCCCUUCCCCCUACCAGCCGCGGAGGACCCAAAGGGAAGCGUCUCUAACGGACCACAAAGAGUACAUGGUGUUUCAAGAGAUGUAUUCCGGAACAUCCUCGAGUCAUGCAGGACCAGCCAAGAGAAAAGAAUACCUCUUGUGUCAAGGGAUUUCUUCUGGAUGGAAGAGCAUCGAGUCCUUUAAGAACAGCCUAGAGAAAAGAGCGGAUGCUGAGGACUCAUGCCCUUCCCCCUACCAGCCGCGGAGGACCCAAAGGGAAGCGUCUCUAACGGACCACAAAGAGUACAUGGUGUUUCAAGAGAUGUAUUCCGGAACAUCCUCGAGUCAUGCAGGACCAGCCAAGAGAAAAGAAUACCUCUUGUGUCAAGGGAUUUCUUCUGGAUGGAAGAGCAUCGAGUCCUUUAAGAACAGCCUAGAGAAAAGAGCGGAUGCUGAGGACUCAUGCCCUUCCCCCUACCAGCCGCGGAGGACCCAAAGGGAAGCGUCUCUAACGGACCACAAAGAGUACAUGGUGUUUCAAGAGAUGUAUUCCGGAACAUCCUCGAGUCAUGCAGGACCAGCCAAGAGAAAAGAAUACCUCUUGUGUCAAGGGAUUUCUUCUGGAUGGAAGAGCAUCGAGUCCUUUAAGAACAGCCUAGAGAAAAGAGCGGAUGCUGAGGACUCAUGCCCUUCCCCCUACCAGCCGCGGAGGACCCAAAGGGAAGCGUCUCUAACGGACCACAAAGAGUACAUGGUGUUUCAAGAGAUGUAUUCCGGAACAUCCUCGAGUCAUGCAGGACCAGCCAAGAGAAAAGAAUACCUCUUGUGUCAAGGGAUUUCUUCUGGAUGGAAGAGCAUCGAGUCCUUUAAGAACAGCCUAGAGAAAAGAGCGGAUGCUGAGGACUCAUGCCCUUCCCCCUACCAGCCGCGGAGGACCCAAAGGGAAGCGUCUCUAACGGACCACAAAGAGUACAUGGUGUUUCAAGAGAUGUAUUCCGGAACAUCCUCGAGUCAUGCAGGACCAGCCAAGAGAAAAGAAUACCUCUUGUGUCAAGGGAUUUCUUCUGGAUGGAAGAGCAUCGAGUCCUUUAAGAACAGCCUAGAGAAAAGAGCGGAUGCUGAGGACUCAUGCCCUUCCCCCUACCAGCCGCGGAGGACCCAAAGGGAAGCGUCUCUAACGGACCACAAAGAGUACAUGGUGUUUCAAGAGAUGUAUUCCGGAACAUCCUCGAGUCAUGCAGGACCAGCCAAGAGAAAAGAAUACCUCUUGUGUCAAGGGAUUUCUUCUGGAUGGAAGAGCAUCGAGUCCUUUAAGAACAGCCUAGAGAAAAGAGCGGAUGCUGAGGACUCAUGCCCUUCCCCCUACCAGCCGCGGAGGACCCAAAGGGAAGCGUCUCUAACGGACCACAAAGAGUACAUGGUGUUUCAAGAGAUGUAUUCCGGAACAUCCUCGAGUCAUGCAGGACCAGCCAAGAGAAAAGAAUACCUCUUGUGUCAAGGGAUUUCUUCUGGAUGGAAGAGCAUCGAGUCCUUUAAGAACAGCCUAGAGAAAAGAGCGGAUGCUGAGGACUCAUGCCCUUCCCCCUACCAGCCGCGGAGGACCCAAAGGGAAGCGUCUCUAACGGACCACAAAGAGUACAUGGUGUUUCAAGAGAUGUAUUCCGGAACAUCCUCGAGUCAUGCAGGACCAGCCAAGAGAAAAGAAUACCUCUUGUGUCAAGGGAUUUCUUCUGGAUGGAAGAGCAUCGAGUCCUUUAAGAACAGCCUAGAGAAAAGAGCGGAUGCUGAGGACUCAUGCCCUUCCCCCUACCAGCCGCGGAGGACCCAAAGGGAAGCGUCUCUAACGGACCACAAAGAGUACAUGGUGUUUCAAGAGAUGUAUUCCGGAACAUCCUCGAGUCAUGCAGGACCAGCCAAGAGAAAAGAAUACCUCUUGUGUCAAGGGAUUUCUUCUGGAUGGAAGAGCAUCGAGUCCUUUAAGAACAGCCUAGAGAAAAGGUGAGAACCUUGCAAUAUUCUUUGCCUUCUUUUCUCUUGCAGUAUACUGAUGGUAAAUGUUAGAGGGC
This is a messenger RNA of Aplysia californica (California sea hare), 4882 nucleotides long. RefSeq lists its product as uncharacterized. Lineage: Eukaryota; Metazoa; Mollusca; Gastropoda; Aplysiida; Aplysiidae. The coding region runs from base 238 to 4818 and encodes 1526 amino acids. The transcript has 64 exons. The record is from RefSeq and is a predicted model, not a curated record.